Saccharomyces kudriavzevii IFO 1802 is the source of this 1569-nucleotide messenger RNA. RefSeq lists its product as uncharacterized. The record is from RefSeq and is a predicted model, not a curated record. The coding region runs from base 1 to 1569 and encodes 522 amino acids. Lineage: Eukaryota; Fungi; Ascomycota; Saccharomycetes; Saccharomycetales; Saccharomycetaceae. The transcript has a single exon.
AUGGAGAAAGAUCAGACUCACUUUAAGGUGUUAGAAUCCGUAGACACAAACUCAUUGUCUUUGCUUUCCUCCAAUACCAGCUCAAAUACAAACAGCAACACCAAUAAUAAAUUAAGUAUUAUAGCUAGUGAUAUUUCCACGGGGUCUAUGCUUUCCAGGCCCGUAACUCCUCCCGUAAUCCAGGAUAACGAAAACAAUUCCAUGUUGCAGUGGCAAUUUGAAAAGAAAGAAUUUAUCUUUGACAGUAAUAGCACACCUUCCAAACAGACAAGACCAGCGCAGAGGAAUUCCCCCUAUCAAAACCAAAAUCAAAAUCAUAAUCAACAGUUGUUGAAUGUAAGAAAGCGACGCUCACAACUAAUUGGUGCCAAACCCAAAGUUCCAUCAAAACUGUACCAAUCCGUUUCCAAAUUAGAUCUAAUUGAUGAUAAAAAUUUCACCUCUUUGCCAAUCGCACCACCAUGCAAUACCGAAAUGAAUGAAGACGACAGUGACAAUAAUGAAUAUAUAAACAAUAAAAAACGACCCAGGUUAAAUCCCAUGAAUGAACUACGAGUACAUAGCAACAAACGUAACAGGUAUGUCAGUUAUGGGCCAAUCUUGGAUACAAAAAACUUUGAGCUAGCGGAAAGUCUCUCUCAGGAUACACAACCACUGGUCUUGGUUGAAGAUUACAUACCCUAUACCCAAAGUAAAUCAACAAAAAAAAUGGUAUCUAUUUCAGAUUUGAAAUCGAAACUGAAUAAAAGAAGAGAUAAUCACAUUCCAUUAAGAGUAAAAAAUUCAUAUCCGGAAAUUAAUAAGGAUUCAAAUAGAAAUAGUCUUGAGCCAAACUCAUUGACGCUAAUACCCCAUAUUCUGAAAAAUACAGAGGAAAAUAUCGAUGGAAAUAACAAUCCCCUGAAUUUUAUCAAAGAAGAAAGUGAAAUGAGUAAUAUAUCCAUACCAACUUCAAUUGAGAAAAUGGUGGUUAAUCUAUUCAGUAUCCCUUCUUCAACUAAAAGUUACGAUGACCUCUAUUUGUCGGAAUUGAAUGUUCAUUCUCAACUGAGAAAAUGUGUCAUCUGCGAGAAAGCUUUAUAUGAAAUCAGCUCAAAGCUCUUGAAUUCAGGGCAUUACAAAGAAAUUGUUUGUGAGCAAUGCACGGUUAAAUAUGAAGAAGCAGCAAAAUUUUUUGAAAAUUGCGAGUUCGAAUCCUCUAUGGAUGAUUCAAAUCUAAGCAGCGGGACAUUUAGUGAUCUCGAGAAUUCAGCAGAAUCAUUCCAUUUAUCGACAGAUGCUCCAAUAAAAAUCGGUAGAGACAGAGAAGAUAAUAAGAUGAACUACAGAAAGGAAAAUUCAAAGAAAAAGGACAGUUUCUCCAGAGAACUUAUAGAACGAUUACAAGUGCAGUUACUGGAAAACGAUUUGGCAAGUAAAAAUCAUCCUAAUAAAGAGGUAAUGGGUUCAAAGUCAAUGGCUUGGUUCUUGGAAGCCAGAAGGAAAUUGAAAUGGAAGUGGAGAAUAAACGGCUUACUACCGCACUUUUUGCGGGGCCAAAAUAACGAUCGUUUAAAUUUUCAAUCUUAA